AUGUCGGAUGUGUCGAACUCCUUCUCAGCUUGGGAGACCCUGCCGGAGGACGAAUCUCCUCUGCCCAUCGCAGUUCGACGCCCAGUGUUACCUCCACGCCACUAUGAGGCGCUUUGGGUGACGCAUCUUCAUCCAGAUGAUACCGAGGCUGCAUUACGGAAAUCUCUUAGUCUCCUCAGAGUUGAUUAUGUAGACCUCUAUCUCGCCCACAUGCCGACAUGCUUUAACCACGAGAUGACGGAACAAAAUCAUUCGGUAACGGUGGUUGAUGUGUGGAGGGGCUUAGAAGGAGUGUAUAGGAAAGGCUUGACCAGAUCCAUUGGCGUUUCUAACUUCAACAAGAAGCAAAUAAAACGAAUAAUGAAAAGUGCUUCUGUGCCCAUCCAUAAUCUGCAGAACACUGAGAAGUUUCGAGGCCUGGCAGGGAGAGAGGAGGAGCGUGAUGGGAUAUGCAUAGCAUCAAUGACCUGGAAUCAUUCUCAGGCUUCUGAUAAAGAUGAGAUUGAGUUGCACCUCUAUUUUCCUCAACAUGGAUUGCAGAAGACCUGUGAAAAAUACAAUAUCUCACUAACUUCCUACGCAUCAUUAGGAUCUCCUGGACGAAUCAGUCUAUUUCUGGCUACCAACAAAAGAAUGGUAAGAGCUAAAUCUAAGAGUUCUCUUGAGGAUCAAAAUGUGAAGAAAUUGGCCGAGAAAUACCAGAAAACUCCAGCUCAGAUCCUCCUUCGCUACAUUAUGGACAGAAACAUUGCAGUCAUCCCGAGAUCCUUGGAACCUUCCCGGAUUGUCGAGAACUUUCAGGUUCUUGACUUCAAACUGGAAGCAGCUGACUUUAAGCUACUUGACUCGACACGGCACCGUCAAAGGCUUUUCUUCCAAGAUUUCAUGAAAGGACAUCCAGAAGAUCCAUGGCCGUCAGAAAGGAAACACUAA
Necator americanus (New World hookworm) is the source of this 933-nucleotide messenger RNA. RefSeq lists its product as uncharacterized. The transcript is spliced from 9 exons. NCBI's taxonomy places the organism in Eukaryota, Metazoa, Nematoda, Chromadorea, Rhabditida, Ancylostomatidae. Gene Ontology annotation, molecular function: oxidoreductase activity. The record is from RefSeq and is a predicted model, not a curated record. Bases 1 to 933 code for a protein of 310 amino acids.